Eimeria maxima is the source of this 4446-nucleotide messenger RNA. RefSeq lists its product as hypothetical. Gene Ontology annotation, molecular function: metal ion binding. The coding region runs from base 1 to 4446 and encodes 1481 amino acids. The transcript has 4 exons. The record is from RefSeq and is a predicted model, not a curated record. Lineage: Eukaryota; Apicomplexa; Conoidasida; Eucoccidiorida; Eimeriidae.
AUGAGCAGGCGCUAUAAUAGAGGGGGCCCUCCGGAGGCCUCAGGGGGACGUUGGGAGGAUGAGAGACCCCGUGCACGUGAUGGGGCACCCAGGGAUGGAGCGAGACGCACAGUCCUGGUGAUGGGACCGGCGGCUCGCAGGGGGGCCGCUCUGGGUUCGCCGGGCUCCCUAGAGACCUCCUCUGGAUUUCCAGAAAGGCCUCAUGGGAAUUCUCCCUUGUUAAGCGCCAGACAAGGGCCUCCUCCUAGUGAACAGGCGUCUCAGGGGGCCACUGGGAGCCAAGGGGGCACGAGAAAGCUUCCUUUCAUGGCACUUAGCGACAUCAUACGGCAGCAACACAUCAAAGGAAAACUGCAUGGGCAGCAGCAGCACCAGCUGCAGCAGCAAGAACGUUCUCCUUCACCAACGAGACCGCAGCAGCAGCAGCAGCAGCGGCAGGACCUACCGCCGCCGCCGCAGCAGCAGCAGCACGGUUCCGCGCGCAAUGCGUUAUUUGGCUCUGAAAGGGUUCCACCUCAUGGGAGGGCUCCUACCUCAGGGCCUCAGGGGCCUCCAAUGGGUGAGCAUCGCCGGGUUCGGGACUUGAGUGGGGGUGCUGCUGCCGCUUCAGACAGCGGCGGCGGCCGCCCGCGGGGCCCGCGUGGCUCAGGCGAGGGGCCUACACACGACACGCCUCGGACGCUGCAUUUGCGGGAGAGGCCAUCUUGCUCUCCAGGGGCCUUCAGGGGGCCCUCUUUGGACCGUGGCAGCGACAGAGAAGCGCGGCGGCACGGAGGGGGAGGUACACGACCUGCGGAGUUGAGGGGUCAAAGGGGGAGCUCCAGGGACACCGGGGAACCAUUAAACGCCGCAGACUCCCCCCACCUGGGGCACCAGAGGAGUACCUACGCGGAGUGGCGAGAAGAGGACCGAAGUGGUCAACGGGGCCGGGGUCGGGUUUCUCCUGAGGCAGAAGCGGGCGUCUCCGAGGGAGGCCCCACGGGAUGGGAGAGGUGGCCCUCGCGGAAGAGGGGUGUUUCCCCUGCUGAAGACAAGAAAGGAACGCAUGCAAAGCAACACUACAGCAAUAGAUCGCCUCCACCAGGCCGCCAUCGCAGGGGUGCCUGGGGACCCCGGACUUCGGAGGAGCGGGGCCCCUCACCAGGUUUCUCUGCAAGAGGCCGCACAGGCAACGAUGGAUCCUCGCGGCAUUCCGGGGGAGCCCAUGGGGGCCCACCAGAGAGCCGCAGCCGGUACAGACACCGCAGCGGCAGCCAGGGUUCUCCGGCAGAGUGGGACUCCGCAAAAGGUAGGAAUGCGCCGCCUAAAGAGGCCCAUUACAGCCCGCAGAGACCUACACGGAGAGAGUGGGAACCCAGAGGCGCAGGCAGGGCUUCAUUCGAGAGAAGGCCCCGCAGCAGCCGUGGCAGCGAGCUGUCUACAUCUCCGGUGUACGAGGAGACUCGCGGCAGGGGGCACCAGGGGGGAAGGGGGGACCAUUUGGGGGCCCAAAGAGAUCCUCUAGGGGCCCCGAAAGGUCCUUCUGGGGUGGUGCGGGAGUCCCAUAGGCGUGCUGCGGCACAUUCCUCCAGCCCCCCAAGGGAGUGGAGGGGUCGGGGAGCGGAGUCAGGGACGUAUCCCUCGCACAGCCGCAGCAGAAGCUGCAGCAACAGCCGGCAGGUGCGGAUGCAUCACAGGAAGCAGCACUUGGACAGCCGCGUCAGCAGAAGCAGCAGCCGGCGAAGCAGCAGCCGCAGGCGUGAGGAGGGACGGCCGCCGAGAAACCGGCUGCAGGAGCGGGAGAGAGCGUCCCGCUUCCGCAGCGGCAGCAGAAGCAGCAGCAGACGCAGCGGCAGCAGAACACGCAAACCCAGGCACAGUGGCAGCCCCAAAUACUGGGGGCGCCAGCGGCGUUCCUUUGAGUCGCGCCAUUCGGACUCGGAGGGGGCCCGUUGGAGACGGUCGCCGGGACCCCGCAGGGGGAGCAUUUCCCCCACCGAGGGGGAGGCCCCUCUAGAAGAUGAGAGGAGGAGAUGGAGACACCGCAGAGAACAGCUGCAGCGCCGGCUGAGAGGGGCAGUAAACGGAGCAUCUUCCUCGGCACCUACUGCAGCAGCAGGGGCUGGAACACCAGCGGCGGGACCCACACCUGUAGAGGGGCCUCCUCCGGCAGCACUUGGGAACCCAGGGGUCGCUAGUCCUGAUUGGCAGCAGCAGCAGCAACAACAACAACAGCAGCAGCAGCAACAACAACAACAACAUCAACAGCAGCAGCAGCAGCAGAUGCAGAUACAGAUGGGCUACGGGUGGGCCCCAAGCGGCUCGCCUUUCGCUCCCCCUGCUGUUUCUCAGCAUCCUCAUCUGAGGGCCCCCGAGGGAUUCUACAGUGCACAAGGGCCAACUGUGAGGCCGAAGCGGGGGCCAGCGGAGGGGCCUCCAGGUAGCCCAUACCCUCCUCAAGGGUCCCAGCAAACGUAUGCUCCUCAGGGGGGCCCGGCCUACUACCCUCAAGGGCCCCCAUCUGCGGGCUGGCCGCAGCAACCGCCACCGCCGCAACAGCAGCAGUACGGCGCCAACGUGUGGGGUCCACCGUCGAGAGGAGACGGAUUUCUCUCUGCUGCAUGGCCGCAGGCAGCGCCUUACGGGGGUCCCCGGGGCCCGCCAGACGAAUAUGCGCAGCAUCAGCAGCACCCCCACCAUCCUCAGCAGCCCCCUUUGCAUCUGCAGCAGCAACAGCGAGCAAUCGAAUCUCCAGGAGGCGGCGGGGUGCCUCCACCACCUGGGGAAUCACCCGGCGCGGGUGCCCCCCAUUCCUCGUCUAGCCAAGGUUCUCACCCAGCUGAAGUUUCUCCUGGGGGCCCCGCCGCUGUGGGCCCACCGCCUCGUGCUUGCAGGGAGUUCCUCGUGGGCGGCCGGUGUUCUAGAGGCCACUCGUGUUUGGAUCUGCAUAUUCCUCCGCAAGCGUACCAUAAGUUCAAUCCACACACGUUGCUUUUGUUGGGGACUUUUAUGGCGGAGGCCCCCGAGCUGCGGCGUCGCUUUGCUGCGGAUGUGGCGAUCAAGGAGCAGCAGCAGCAGCAGCAGCAGCAGGAGCAGCAGAGGAUCUUCGACCAGCAACAACAGCAAGCUCGGGACAUGCAGAGGCAUCCUAUGCUUGCCGGUGGACCCCCGCAGCCCGGGUUAAGGGGAGCGGUGGUGGGGGCCCCUCCCCCCACCCCUCCUUUGGGCCCUCCUGGUGCCCAUCACGUGUAUGGAACUCCCCAUUUCGUUCCCCCUCACAGGCCUGCAGGGGCUCCUGUUGUCCGCACUUACCCAGGUGCGCAAGGGGAUGGUAGCGGAGACAUGCAGCAGUACCCACCAGUAUUCGGUGCACCGAUGCACGAAGGGGGGGGUGGCCAAUUUAGGGCACCUCCAACUCCGUGUAUGGAUGGUGGGUGUGGAGGACCUGCUGGGCCCCUGCGAGGCAGACGACAUGUGGUUCCGGGGGCCCCUCAUUCAGAGGGUCCUCCUUUCAUCCUACGCACCCCAAGAGCAAUGCCAGGGCCACCUAUGCAGGGUCCGCCUGGAGAGGUUCCAGGGCCCCCGCCUCCUCCAAACCCUGUCAGAGGCAUCUGCGGUGUCUGGUAUGGCCAGGGACCUCCUCCACCCCCUUUCCGGCACCAGGGAGUGGCGGCGCCUGGGGCCCCUGGGGCUGCGCUUGCCGCUGCGGCGCUCAAAAAGAGGAAGGUGUCUGGGAACAAGGCCAAGGCAAAGAAGCAGAGGAAGCAGCAACAGAUGCAGCAGCAACAGCAGCAGCAGGAACUGCAGCAGCAAGACAAAGCAGACAAUGAGGAAGCCGCAGUCCUCGGUGAGGGGGAACCUGCCGGUGCUCCCGGGGAUCAGCAGCAGCAGCUGCAGCAGCAGCCUGAGUUUGGGAGCGCUGAGCAACGGGAGCGGCAACAGCAGCAGGACGAGGAGCAGCAGGAUAAUGAACAGAAGCAUCAGCAUCAGGACCAAGUGCAACAUGAGCAGCAGGAGGAGGAGGGGGACGGCGUUGCUGCUGCAAGCGAUUGGGAGAGAACAGCGGAACAACAAUCCGUCUUGUCUGAGUAUUUUUCGUCGAAGACCUCGGAGUUUCUGUCUUCUGAAGCUUAUCUUGAGGGGUGGACCAAGAGGGACUUGAUUGAGUAUUUCUACGAUCAGUACCUGCAGCAAGACAUGACUGCUGCAGAAGCGCUGGCAUCCGCCACAUCUUACGUUGAAAAUCCAGAGGCGUAUGGCCUGGUUGAGGGAUCGUCCGCAGAAGGCGUGCCAGCAGCAGCCGCAGCAGAAGACGCACACUAUACGGCAUCAGAAGGAGCCGAGGCGACGGACAAUGCAGCUGGAGAAGAAGUACCAGCAACAGGAACAGAAGAAGCGGCGGAGGCAGUUGGGACGGCUCCUGCUUUUUCUGCACAUGGGACGGAUAGAGACGGCGGUGUCCAGUGA